This is a messenger RNA of Lagopus muta (rock ptarmigan), 1483 nucleotides long. RefSeq names its product NOP2/Sun RNA methyltransferase 4 (gene NSUN4). Gene Ontology annotation, biological process: rRNA methylation. Bases 35 to 1249 code for a protein of 404 amino acids. Gene Ontology annotation, cellular component: mitochondrial large ribosomal subunit. Gene Ontology annotation, molecular function: methyltransferase activity. The record is from RefSeq and is a predicted model, not a curated record. The transcript is spliced from 6 exons. Lineage: Eukaryota; Metazoa; Chordata; Aves; Galliformes; Phasianidae.
GGUCCCGCCCCGGAAGGCGCUGCUGAGCGCGGCCAUGGCGGCGCGGAGCGGGCGGGCGGCGAUGUUGCUGCGGAGAGGUCCUGUGCUGGGGCUGAGCCCGGUGCCUCGGCGGUACCUCUACAAGAAGAAGUGGGCCACCACCUCCCCGCGCAUCCCGGCCACACGCCUGGCACUGCACCACUUUGACACCACUUACAGCCUGCAGCUGCAGGAGCGCUGGCCGGCCGUGCGAGCUGCAAUGCUGUGCGAGCAGAAGUACGGAGCCCUGCUCAACAACUUCGCCUCUGCCGACCUGAUUGCCCAGCAGCUGGAGCUGCUCAGCGCCACCGAUUUUGUUUCUGAAGCUGCCAGAAGGGCGCGGUGUUGGCAGGAAAGUGAGGGUGUGGAAGUAGAGAGGAGGAAAACUUCCCUGGAGGGGUCUGGUGGAGAUGGGACGAUGGUGCCAACAGAGACGUCACCGCUGCUUCAUGCCUCUGUCAGCUCCAACAUCAAGUGCUACACCUUCCCCAGGGGCGACAUCUCACGCUUCCAUCCUGCGUGGCCAGACUCUCUUGGGAUCCUCAGCUACUAUCUCAUGGAUGCAGCAUCCCUCCUGCCUGUUUUGGCCCUCAACGUGCAGCUGAAUGACCUCGUCCUGGACCUCUGUGCAGCUCCAGGUGGCAAGACGCUGGCUUUGCUGCAGACUGGGGCUUGUGGGCAUCUGGCAGCCAAUGACGUCUCCUUUUCCCGAACAAGGAGGUUGUACCACAUUCUCAAUAGCUACAUUCCCAAGGAAAUCAGGGAGACUGUGAGCGUCACAUCGCAUGAUGGAAGAGACUGGGGAGAGCUGCAAGGUGGAACUUUUCAUAAGGUCCUUGUGGAUGUGCCCUGCACAACAGACAGGCACUCUGUCAUGGAGGAGGAGAACAACAUCUUCCACAAAAUGAGAACCAAGGAGCGUCAGAUGUUGCCAAUGCUGCAGUUGCAGCUGCUGAUGGCCGGGAUCCUUGCUGCCAAGCCAGAGGGAGAGGUGGUGUACUCCACGUGCUCCCUGUCUCAGCUGCAGAAUGAACACGUGGUCGAGAGAGCGAUAGACAUUGCACAAACCCAAUAUAACAUCACUGUCCACGUUGAGGACCUGAGCCACUUCAGGAUGCUCUUCCAGGACACAUUUUGUUUCUUCUCAGGUUGCCGACUGGGGGAGCUCGUUCUUCCUCACCUCACAGCCAACUUUGGGCCGAUGUAUUUCUGCAAGUUACGCCGAGCAUAAGGGAUGGCAGAUCUGGGCUUGGGGCAGCUCAGCUUUCCUCACUAUAUGUCUCUGGGCCAUCACGUUUGGAAUUGAUGUUGUUUCCCGAUUGCUGGCUAUCAUGAGACACCCUGAAUGUCCAGGGAGAGCAUAUUUAAAGGAUAUUUAUUUUUCUUUUUAAACGUCUCAGAUGGGCUAAAUUGUUUUCACCUUAUGUGAACAUGUUCAGGAUAAUAAAUAUUAGCUGGGCAUGGA